Molecule: messenger RNA, 498 nt
Organism: Vicia faba (fava bean)
Lineage: Eukaryota; Viridiplantae; Streptophyta; Magnoliopsida; Fabales; Fabaceae
Source: the annotation of a GenBank genome assembly
AUGAGAGAUCAGAGCAUACUUUUGACUCCCUAUCUGGGAAUUCCUUACUUGAUCAUUCUUCUUUUUUUGAGAAAUUCACAUCAAACGCUCUCAGCUGGAAAUAUUGGUGGCACAGGCGACGUUGAAUUUAUGGAUCCAGCUAUUCGGCAGUUGCUGACAAGGGUAAGUUUAAAACUGAGCUGCACACUAAUACAAACUAUAAACAAAUCUCCAUGUGAACAAGUUCCUUUGACACUAGCAUUAGGGAUGCAACUCUAUCAUAAACAUCCUGGUUUAUCUAUAAAUUGGCAUUCACGGAAAACUUGGUCUAAAAGGUCAAAUCAUUUAGCUCAGUCUCAACCUGAUAACAUUCAGAUAAAAAAAGAUGAAUCCUCGAGUAAUUCUGAAUAUGCACAGAAUAACAAUGCAAACUCGAGUCAAAGAAACACGAACAAUGAUGAAAGUGCUAAUGACAACAAAGAUUCUAACCAAAAUUUUCUAACAGAAAACUAUUCUUAA